CCGCCCCGGAAGGACGCGCCGGGGCGGGCGCUGGCGGCGCUAGGUGGGGGGUAGGCGGCGGUGGCGGUUCGCGGGUGCCGGUAACCGGGGAGUGCGGGGCCCCGGCCGGCGGGGCCGGGCCAUGGGGAAGGAGCAGGAGCUGCUGGAGGCCGCCCGUACCGGCAACCUGCCCGCCGUGGAGAAGCUGCUCUCGGGCAAGCGCCUCAGCUCGGGCUUCGGCUCGGGGGGCGGCAGCAGCGGCGGCUCGGGGGGCGGCGGCGGCGGGGGGCACCCGCUCUCCAGCCUGCUCAGCAUCUGGAGGGGACCAAAUGUGAACUGUGUUGACAGUACUGGAUACACUCCGCUGCACCAUGCUGCUUUGAAUGGCCACAAGGAUGUGGUGGAAGUUCUGCUGAGGAAUGAUGCGCUAACCAAUGUGGCAGACUGCAAAGGUUGUUACCCUCUUCACUUGGCAGCCUGGAAAGGAGACGCAGAGAUAGUAAAACUUCUCAUCCAUCAGGGACCCUCCCACACUAAAGUGAAUGAACAGAAUACUCUUGAGAUCAAAGAACUCAAAAAGUACGGCCCUUUUGACCCCUAUAUCAAUGCCAAGAAUAACGACAAUGAGACCGCGCUGCACUGUGCUGCUCAGUAUGGCCACACGGAAGUUGUGAAGGUUCUCCUGGAGGAGCUGACGGACCCCACGAUGCGCAAUAACAAGUUCGAGACGCCUCUGGAUCUGGCCGCACUCUACGGAAGGCUGGAGGUCGUGAAGAUGCUGCUGAACGCUCACCCCAAUCUUUUAAGCUGCAACACUAAGAAACACACACCCCUGCACCUGGCAGCUAGGAAUGGACAUAAAGCUGUAGUCCAUGUCCUCCUAGAUGCCGGCAUGGAUAGCAACUACCAGACUGAGAAGGGCAGUGCUUUGCACGAGGCUGCUUUGUUUGGCAAGACAGACGUGGUACAAAUAUUGCUGGCUGCAGGUAUUGAUGUGAAUAUAAAAGAUAACCGAGGCCUGACAGCUCUGGAUAUUGUGAGGGAACUUCCUUCUCAGAAAAGCCAACAAAUAGCAGCUCUCAUUGAAGAUCACACAACUGGGAAAAAGAGUGCAAAAGCGGCAGAGAAGGCUCUGCCAACACCUGUCAUUCCUGCCACUGAACCUGCAGUCCGGAUACCACAGGGUGAUGUGGAGAAAGCAGUGACUGAACUGAUCAUAGACUUUGAAAUGCACCCAGAGGAGGAGUGUCCUUAUGAAGCUUUAUACAAUGCGACAUCCUGCCACUCGCUGGACAGCCUGGCCAGUGGGAGGUCUUCAGACAGAGACUCUGUGAAUAAGGAAGCAGAGACAACGGGUCUUAAGGCAGCAGGAAUCAGGCCUAGAGAGCGUCCACCCCCUCCUGCCAAGCCACCCCCUGACGAAGAGGAGGAGCACGUGGAGAAGAAGCUAGGUCGCAGUGCUUCAUGUGAGGUCUCUGUGGUGCGGAGGAAGAGCAGGGGAAGUGCAGCCGAAGAAGAGGAGCAUCCUUAUGAGCUGUUGCUUACCGCAGAAACUAAAAAGCCGCUUGCAGUGGAUAGAAAAACAAAAGGGGAAUCGCCAUCUUCAGGUGCUAUCAGCAGUAACCAGCUUCAGGCCAAACCCCGAAAAGGCAAGUCUUCCCAAGAUGGUCAAUGGCCAUUGAAUCGCCAAGGUUCUUCCGACCUCUCUCCUAGCCAUUCCGAGCAAUAUCCAAAUCCCGAAUCACGCACAGUUGAGACCUCGACAGACCACAGGAGGAGCAGUGGUAGCCGGAGCCAAGAUUCUGCAGACAGCCAGGACAUCCAGGUCCCGGAGCAGUUUUCAGGGUUGCUCCAUGGCUCUUCCCCGGUGUGUGAGAUAAACGAGGACCCUUUCAGGCUCAUUUCUUCUGUGGCCAAAGGAGGCACAGAGGGCACAGGCCACUCACCUGCUAUGCAGUUGGAGGAUGCUGAUUUACCUGUCUCUGGAUCAGUACGGACCAGUUCUCCUGAGCAAAACCAGAAAGCGAUCUACGCAACGGUCCAGCCCAAAAACAUCCAACAGGCAGAACCUGAAACUGCAGUGACUCCCCAAGCACUGCAGCACCCUGGUGGUACAGAGGAAGAGGGAGACAGAGGCAGUGCUGGGGGCCGAGCCCACCUGGGAGGCAAGCCCAAAGCAGAGCUCAAACUCAGCCGUAGUUUGUCCAAAUCAGAUUCCGACCUCCUGACCUGCUCGCCGACUGAGGACGAUGCCAUGGGGAGCCGGAGCGAAUCGCUCUCAAACUGCAGCACUGGGAAGAAAAGGCUGGAGAAAUCUCCGUCUUUUGCUUCGGAGUGGGAUGAGAUUGAGAAAAUCAUGAGCUCCAUCGGUGAAGGAAUUGACUUUUCUCAGGAACAGCAAAGGAUCUCAGGUUCGCGGAUGCUGGAGCAGAGCGUCGGGGAGUGGCUGGAGUCCAUCGGCCUGCAGCAGUAUGAGAGUAAGCUGCUUUUGAACGGCUUUGACGAUGUCCGCUUCCUGGGCUGUAACGUAAUGGAAGAUCAGGACCUUCGGGAGAUCGGCAUUAGCGACCCUCAGCACCGCAGGAAACUUCUCCAGGCUGCACGUCCCCUUCCCAAGGUGAAAUCUCUGGGUUGCGAUGGGAACAGCCAGCCUUCUGUUCCUGCUUGGCUUGACUCUUUGGGGCUGCAGGACUACAUUCAGUCCUUCCUGUCAAGUGGCUACAGCUCUAUUGAUACUGUGAAAAACCUCUGGGAGCUUGAAAUAGUAAAUGUGCUGAAGGUGAAUUUGCUUGGCCAUCGAAAGCGAAUCAUUGCCUCCUUGGCGGACAGACCAUACGAGGAGCCACCCCAGAAACCACCGCGGUUCUCACAGCUGAGGUGCCAGGAUCUGAUGUCCCAGACUUCCUCACCGCUGAGCCAGACUGACUCCUACACGGGGAGGUCUGCGGAGCUCUUGCUGCCUUCGGGGGAUACUGGGAAGAGGCGACAUGACAGUGGCCAUGAUGCUGCUUCUCACGCCAGAGCCGACAGAUACAAAGCACAGGAGGAGCAUCGUGAGUCCAGACUGACUCUCAGGCCCCCAAGUCUCGCUGCGCCGUAUGCGCCUGUCCAGAAUUGGCAACACCAGCCUGAGAAGCUCAUCUUCGAGUCCUGCGGGUAUGAGGCCAACUAUCUGGGCUCCAUGUUAAUCAAAGACCUGCGAGGGACGGAGUCGACGCAGGAUGCCUGUGCGAAGAUGAGGGUAGGUGGGUGGCGGCCAAGAGAAGCAUGGAUGGUGUGGAGCAUGCAGCUUGUGGAGACCGAGGGUGCACAUGGAGUCUCCCUCUGUGCAGGGCUGAAGCGGCUGCUCAGGAGGAAGGCCGGCCUGAAAUCCACGGAGCAUAUGAAGAAGAUCCCAACCAUAAUAUUAUCCAUCACUUACAAAGGGGUGAAGUUCAUAGAUGCUUCUAACAAGAAUGUUAUCGCCGAGCACGAAAUCCGGAACAUCUCCUGUGCAGCCCAGGACCCCGAAGAUCUCUGCACGUUCGCCUAUAUCACCAAGGACCUGCAGACCAGCCACCACUACUGCCAUGUCUUCAGCACCGUCGAUGUGAACCUGACGUAUGAAAUCAUCCUGACGUUGGGACAAGCGUUUGAAGUCGCUUAUCAGCUGGCCCUCCAAGCCCAAAAAUCAAAACCCACCGGUGCUUCGGCAGCGGAAAUGAUAGAAACGAAAUCUUCCAAACCGGUGCCUAAACCCAGAGUCGGCGUGAGGAAAUCCGCAGUGCCGCUCCCUCCCGAUAGUCGCUGUUGUUACUGUCACACCUGUACUACACACCGUCCCUCCUAUCUGCCGCUGCAGUCUGUUAGUCAAGGAGCUAAGCUGGAGCCAUCUGAAGUGGACCAAGACUCCCAGUCUCAUGCCAGUGUCUCCUGGGUUGUUGAACCCAAACAGGAUUCUAAGAGGACCCUCAGCACUAACUGAUAUGCAGGCAGCUGUGUGCUACCAUGGAAAUGUAGUAACGGGGCAGAGACCUAAGAAGCAGUGGUACCCCAACAGGAUGAAGAUCUCCACCCGGCACUGGUGUCUGCCUCUUUGAAUAUAUUCAUGACUGUUGAGUAAGGGCUUCCAAAGCCGAGGGGGGGAAAGGGAUCCCAGCAACAAAAGCAACUACGCAUUUCUAGCAAAGGAGAUUUGAGACUUCUGAGCUCAAGGGAGUGAUACCAUAUUUUCUAGUCUGUUGCAACAAAUGUUUUUUUUUUCUUUUACGUGCAACGAUACGAAGCAAAACAAAUCCACAACUUAAUGUAGCAUGUUGCAAUUUUUUUGGGUGGAACAGACAUUAGUAAAUUAUAAGAUUCCACAGUACUGUCCUGUCCUACAAAGAGUAUGGUAAAAAGUCUUAGCAAUGGCGCUAGUAUGUGUAUGUCUAAUGGUACUUUAAUUCGCCUCAGUUCCUGGUGAGCAGUAGAAAACAAUUCCAAGAUUUUGGGAAUAGCUGUUUAUUCCAAGUUAUGAAACUCAGCUGCAUGGGUUUUCAUACACUUUUCUUUAAAGCCACUCCAAGCCUAAGUGGGAGAUGGAUAUAACUUAAGGAAAACUGUGUCUGCAAAGGAGUUAUAAUCCUAGUGAUUAUUGCUGGAUAUCACCCAUGGUACGAAGCCUGCUUUCACUACAAUACUUGAUGUUUUUAUGGUAAGGAGGACACAAUCAGGUCUCUUUCCCUUAGUUUAUCACACUGAAUAACUGGAGAGUUUGCUCCUUUCUAUACCCUCUCUUGCAUCUGCCAUGUUUUUUAAAUGCAGUUAUGAGCUAGCGGGUUCGGUUUUUAAAGUCUGAUUGUGAUUUAGCACUUCUUUGAUACUAGCUCAUUUGUGAAUUACCAUUAGUGUAACAGUAUUUCAGAAUACGAACAAACACGGAGUUAUAUUCUGGGCAUUACACUGAAACAGUCCAUACUCAAUGAUAAUUCUAAUCAAUCUAAGGAUGGCUGGUCCCAAGCAGUCUCUCAUUCUUAAACAGAACACAAUCUUGAAGGUGCUUUUGUAAUUAUGCUUCAUUUAAACUACCAGAGUAUUUAAUGGUGGCUUUGGCUGUGACAGUUGUGUGAACUGAUGUUUUCCAGUGCCCUGACCAUCAGGACCUUGUUGGAAGGAGAGAUGGUAAAAUGGGCAUGACUUGGUUCUUGAAAUGUAAAAACAGGGCCUGCCAUGCCACGACUGUGAUCUCAGGCAGGUGUGAUGGUUUGGUAGUGCCCUGUUGCUUAUUAGAAUUUUGUGUCCUAACUAUUUGUUUUUAACUCCAGUUGCUGCUGUAUCUGUCAGGAUUUAAUUUAGUUUCAUUCCAGCUGAUGGUGAGCGCGGAGAGAAACAAACAAUCCCCAGGGCCUAGACCUGUCAAUGAUUAGUGGGCAGAAAACAAACGGUUUUUAAAAAUUAGUGAAUUUAGGAAACUUAACAUUCCUCCUUAUACCCACGUUGCAGUUCAUACUGAUGUAAGUGUAAAUAUUCGGCGUGUUGGCAGAGACUGAACCCCUGCUUUGGAGAGGGAUAGCUCUCUGUUGGAUGCAUGAGCUUUUGAGGUUGGCUGGCAGUAAAAGUGGUGACGAAGACUCCAGUCUUGCUGUUGUCUCCAGUGACCCAGCAACCCCCUUUGCAGUUCUCUUGCUAGAUGUUUUUCUCCAAGACAUAGAAUACGUAUUGCCGAGGAGCGAAGCUUUGGCGGCGUAUGUUUUAGUGUGGUAUGUUUUCAAGGUACUUGCCUGGUAGGGCUCUCUUCCUGGGCCCCAGCCUCUAUUUUUCAGGAGUUCAAGAGGCUCCCAGUCUUAGUACUUUGCCAUUUGUACACUGUUCAGACUCUUGUGUUCCUACAGGGAUUCACAGUAUCUGGAGGAAAGUGUCCUAGAUUGCUGUUACUGAAUGGGAUUAAUUUUUCAAAGUGUUGAGCUAGUUCUGGCACCACCCUGUGAGCCAUUUCCUUCCCUUUUUCAAAGGAUAGACUGUAUUCUAGAGCACCCUCCAUUUGUAUCUGGUAUGCGCCAAGCUGAGAACUCUAGACAGACACUAAGAUUAAUAGCUGAAUUGUCUCUUUAAAAUGAGGGUGCAAUCAUUUAUGUAUUCAGAUUAAAGCUGCUGUAUCCUAUUUUAUUCUGUACCUAUUAAAAAAAAUGGUAAUCUCGGCUGUUCAGUUUUGUCUUUAAAUUCUAGAAAAAAGUUGGUAAUUGGAUUUGAGGUACACCCCCAUUCCCCUUGCAGAAAAAGGGUAUUUGGAUGUGCUUGAAGGGGAAGCUGAGCUGGACUGCUGCCCUUUGUGAGGCUGCUGCAUUGUCACCAAAUGGUAUCCCUGAGCAACUCCCAUUUCUUGAUCUGUGAAACUGAUGUGGGCUCAGCUACAUUAACACUCCCUCAUUCCAGAGUUCAGAUAGCUAUCGGCAGGAAUUUCAGUGGUUUUCCCUUAUGCUUACCAUCAGUUGAGUGCAGUAGGGUUUUUCAUUUUAUAACAAGCUCUGUUUGUUUGCCAUUCCAAACUCCCUUUUAGAUCCUACAUUGACAUAUUUAGAGCUACCUGUCCAACCAGAAGCAAAUUUGAUGCUCUUGAAAUGGGAGAGCUAACUCAAUUUUUUGUCUUUUGAAAAAUAACCUGAGAUUUCCCCAACAGGGCAGAGAACAGUCAACUUCAGUUUGCAAUUUAGACCUUUUUACUAAUUGUGAUGUAUGGCAGUGGGACUGAUUUGUAAUAAAAAUGUUAUUUAAUCUGUCUCUGUAUUUUGAUACUUGAAUUUUCUUUUUUCCUGUAUAUACAAUUGUUAAUCUGUUUGAAUUUUUGUCUGAAUUUUAAACAUUUUGUGGUACCAAACAUAACCAAUCUGUGCAACAACAUAGACUGACCUCACUACAACAAGGCGAGAUUGUAAAUAUUUCUGGGCUUCCAGCGGUCGUUUUGUUGUUUUUCAUAACUGUACAACUUAGAACAGACUGAAUUAAUAAAUAAACUCAGACACA
Molecule: messenger RNA, 6960 nt
Organism: Chrysemys picta bellii (western painted turtle)
Lineage: Eukaryota; Metazoa; Chordata; Testudines; Emydidae
Gene: ANKS1A
Product: ankyrin repeat and sterile alpha motif domain containing 1A
Biological process (GO): ephrin receptor signaling pathway
Cellular component (GO): cytosol
Molecular function (GO): ephrin receptor binding
Source: RefSeq, a predicted model, not a curated record